Molecule: messenger RNA, 5331 nt
Organism: Penicillium vulpinum
Lineage: Eukaryota; Fungi; Ascomycota; Eurotiomycetes; Eurotiales; Aspergillaceae
Product: type I polyketide synthase
Exons: 2
Coding region: 1-5331 (1776 amino acids)
Biological process (GO): secondary metabolite biosynthetic process; fatty acid biosynthetic process
Molecular function (GO): 3-oxoacyl-[acyl-carrier-protein] synthase activity; phosphopantetheine binding; fatty acid synthase activity
Source: RefSeq, a predicted model, not a curated record
AUGCAUUCUGCUGCGACUUCUACAUACCCCUCUGGGGGUACAUCCCCAGCACCAGCUGAAACUCCUGGAACUGAGUACAGUGAAUAUGAAUUCUCCAAUGAUGUGGCUGUGGUGGGAAUGGCUUGCCGUGUGGCUGGAGGCAACCACAACCCAGAGCUCCUCUGGCAAUCGCUCCUCAGUCAGAAGAGUGCAGUGGGCGAGAUUCCAGAAAUGCGCUGGGAGCCUUACUAUCGUCGUGACCCCCGAAAUGCAAAGAUCCUCCAGAAGACGACCUCGCGUGGUUAUUUCUUGGAUCGCCUUGAGGACUUUGACUGUCAAUUCUUUGGUAUCUCCCCUAAGGAGGCCGAGCAGAUGGAUCCCCAACAGCGAGUCUCACUUGAGGUCGCCUCGGAAGCUCUCGAGGAUGCCGGUAUUCCUGCCAAGAGCCUGUCUGGCAGUGACACAGCUGUCUUCUGGGGUGUCAACUCGGACGACUACUCCAAGCUAGUGCUGGAGGAUCUGCCAAACGUCGAGGCCUGGAUGGGCAUCGGCACCGCCUACUGUGGCGUGCCCAAUCGCAUUUCCUACCACCUCAACCUGAUGGGACCUAGCACCGCCGUGGAUGCGGCCUGUGCCUCGUCUCUUGUCGCCGUCCACCAUGGUGUUCAGGCCAUUCGGUUGGGAGAAUCACAGGUGGCUAUUGUUGGAGGUGUCAAUGCCCUCUGUGGACCAGGCCUAACUAGCGUCCUCGACAAAGCCGGAGCCAUCUCAUCUGAUGGAUCUUGCAAGUCAUUCGAUGAUGACGCCCACGGAUACGCCAGAGGUGAAGGCGCUGGCGCCCUCAUCCUCAAAAGUUUGCACCGUGCAUUGCUCGACCAUGAUAACAUCUUGGCCGUUAUCAAGGGCAGUGCAGUUGCCCAGGAUGGCAAGACAAACGGCAUUAUGGCCCCCAAUGCUAAAGCGCAACAAUUGGCAGCACAAACUGCUCUCAACGUUGCGAACGUCGAUCCCCUCACUGUGCGCUAUGUGGAAGCCCAUGCCACAUCCACGCCACUGGGAGACCCGACUGAAAUCUCCGCCAUCGCGGGCAUCUACGGUGUCAACCGCCCUGCUGAUGACCCAUGCUACAUCGGAUCCAUCAAGCCCAAUAUUGGUCACCUGGAAGCCGGUGCUGGAGUCAUGGGCUUCAUCAAGGCAAUCCUGGCCAUCCAAAAGGGCGUUCUGCCGCCCCAGGCCAACCUGACCAAGCUCAAUAGCCGUAUCGACUGGAAGAAAGCCGGUGUGAAGGUGGUCCAGGAGGCAACCCCAUGGCCCUCCACAGACCCCAUCCGCCGAGCAGGUGUGUGUUCGUAUGGGUACGGAGGUACCGUUUCUCACGCAGUCAUUGAGGAGUUCAAUCAUAUCCUGCAGCAGCCAGAUCCCCUGGAUGAUGGGGCAGCCACCGGACCAGGCCUUUUGUUGUUGUCUGGCCCUCAAGAGAAACGGUUGUCUCUUCAGGCCAAAACCUUGAAGGACUGGAUGGCCGCUCAUGGAAGUGAACACAGUCUGAGCGACAUUCUCACGACUUUGGCUACGCGCCGAGAUCACCAUGACUACCGAGCAGCGCUUGUUGUCGAUGAUGAGCUCGAUGCUGCCAAGCUCCUAGAAGCACUCGCCAAUGGAGUCGACAAUCCCUUCAAGACUCAGAGCCGUGUAUUGGGCGCAGACAUCAGCAAGGAUGUUGUCUGGGUAUUCUCCGGACACGGUGCGCAGUGGCCAGACAUGGGCAAGCAACUAAUUCACAAUCCUGUCUUCUUCGGAGCCAUCCAGCCACUGGAUGAGCUGAUCCAAGCUGAGAUUGGCCUGUCACCCAUCGAGAUGCUUCAGACUGGCGACUUCGAGUCGUCUGAUCGCGUGCAGAUUUUGACUUAUCUCAUGCAAAUUGGUCUCAGCGCCAUUCUUCAGAGCAAUGGUAUCACCCCACAGGCCGUGAUUGGCCACUCAGUAGGCGAAAUCGCCGCUAGUGUUGUGGCCGGGGCUUUGAGCCCAGCAGAGGGUGCACUUAUCGUGACCCGCAGAUCGGUGCUGUACCGACAGGUUAUGGGCAAGGGCAGCAUGAUCCUCGUCAACCUCCCUAGCAGUGAGACCGAAGAGAUCCUGGGUGCCCGAUCAGACAUGGUUGUGGCCAUCGAUUCAUCGCCUUCUUCCUGCGUUGUGGCUGGAGACAAGGAUAUCGUGGCCGAGACAGCAGAAGCCUUCAAGACAAAGGGCGUGAAGACUUUCAAUGUCAAGAGUGACAUUGCCUUCCAUAGCCCGACCCUGAAUGGCCUCGUGGAUCCUCUGCGCGACGUGCUCGCGGACACCCUGUCCCCCACCAGCCCCACCAUCAAGUUGUAUUCCACCGCAUUGGUCGACCCUCGCGGCGAGGACCUGCGCGACGUGGAAUACUGGGCCGGCAACAUGGUCAACCGCGUUCGUCUCACCUCGGCUGUCAAUGCAGCCGUUGAGGAUGGAUAUCGCCUCUUCCUCGAAGUCUCAAGCCACCCAGUGGUGUCUCACUCCAUUAACGAGACACUCAUGGACAAAGGCUUGGAGGACUUCGCAGUCAUCCCUACUCUUCUUCGUCAAAAGCCUACUGAGAAGCAUAUCCUGCACAGCAUUGCACAGCUUCACUGCCGCGGUGCGGAAGUGAACUGGGCGGUGCAGAUGCCUGGACGCUGGGCCACCGGACUGCCCACCACGACCUGGAUGCAUAAGCCCAUCUGGCGCAAGAUUGAGACUGCGCCACUCCAUGCUGGUCUCACACAUGAUGUCGAGAAGCACACACUUCUGGGCCAGCGCGUCCCAGUGCCCGGUACCGAAACCUAUGUGUACACUACCCGGUUGGACAACGACACAAAGCCCUUCCCCGGCAGCCACCCCUUGCACGGCACCGAAAUCGUUCCUGCUGCAGGUCUGAUCAAUACUUUCGUGAAGGGCACUGGUGGCCAGAUGCUCCAGAACGUUGUGCUCCGCGUUCCCGUUGCCAUCAACGCGCCACGGUCCGUCCAGGUUGUGGUGCAGCAAGAUCAGGUCAAGGUUGUUUCCCGGCUGAUUCCAAGUGAGCCCUCGCAGGCCGAUGAUGCCUCCUGGGUCACUCACACCACUGCAUACUGGGAGCGGAAGGUUCUGGGUUCCGAACCUAAUAUCAACAUCGAGGCCGUCAAAGCGCGUCUGCUCACCAGACUGCCAGACAACUUCUCGAUUGACUACUUGGACAAAGUGGGUGUCUCAGCUAUGGGAUUCCCAUGGGCCGUCACAGAGCACUACCGCGAUACCAAGCAGAUGCUGGCGCGCGUUGAUGUCAACCCCGCCAUCGCUGAUGGUGCCCCCCUUCCCUGGGAUUCUUCCUCGUGGGCCCCGAUUCUCGACGCUGCCACCUCCGUUGGCUCUACCGUUUUCCAAACAGCUGCGCUGCGGAUGCCGGCCCAGAUCGAGCGCGUGGAGAUCUUCACCUCGGAGGAUCCGCCUAAGAUCAGCUGGCUCUUCGUUGAGGAGGCCUCCGAUGCAGUGCCCACCUCCCACGUUAGUGUGGUGAGCGAGGCGGGUGAAGUCCUUGCCAAGUUUACGGCCAUGCGCUUCUCUGAGAUUGAAGGCACCCCCGGUGUCAGUGGCAGCAUGGAGAGUCUCGUGCACCAAAUCGCCUGGCCACCAGCCACCCCGGCCGAAGAGCCCUUGCUUAUCACAAAGGUGGUUGUUAUCUCGCCCGAUGCUACCACCCGGGCCCAGUAUGCCGCGACUCUGCCGAGCCAGAUAGAAUCCUUCCAAUUCUCCACCCCAGAUGAGUUCAUCAGCAAAGCUUCCUCCGUUCCCCUCGAGAAGGGAACCGUGGUGGCUUACAUCCCUGGUGAAGUCGCCUCGCUGGCAGAGGUCCCUACUGCAUCCGAGAAUUUCACUUGGAACGUGCUCGAACUCAUCAAAUUCAUCGUCAACGGCUCACUGCCCAUCAAACUCUUCACUCUCACCGCGAACGUGGGCGAGGGCCAAACACCCACUGCUCUGGCCCAGUCCCCAUUGUUCGGCCUGGCACGAAUCAUCGCCAGUGAGCAUCCCGAUCUCGGAUCCCUCAUUGACGUUGAAGGGCCUGCUAUCCCCUUGUCGGUGAUGCGCUACAUCCAGGGAGCCGACAUUGUCCGAAUCAGCGAUGGGGUCGCCCGCACCUCCCGCUUCCGCAGCUUGCCCCGCAACAAGCUGCUCCCUGCCAGCGAGGGUCCUCGCCUGCUUCCCCGCCCCGAGGGCACAUAUCUGAUCACUGGUGGUCUCGGUAUCCUCGGACUCGAGGUUGCUGACUUCCUGGUCGAAAAGGGUGCCAGGCGUCUGCUGCUCAUCUCGCGGCGUGCGCUUCCCUCUCGCCGAACCUGGGAUCAGGUCAGCGAGGAUCUCCAGCCGACCAUCGCCAAGAUCCGCCUUCUGGAGAGUCGCGGUGCCUCGGUCCAUGUCCUCCCGCUUGACAUCACCAAGCCUGAUGCGGUCGAGCAGCUGUCCGCUGCCCUGGACCGCCUUUCCCUGCCUCAGGUCCAGGGUGUCGUCCAUGCUGCCGGUGUCCUGGAUAACGAGCUGGUCAUGCAAACCACACGCCCUGCAUUCAACCGCGUCCUUGCGCCUAAGAUUGCCGGUGCGCUAGCUCUGCAUGAAGUCUUCCCUCCCAAGAGCGUUGAUUUCUUCGUCAUGUUCUCCUCCUGCGGAAACCUGGUCGGAUUCACUGGUCAGGCCUCUUAUGGCAGUGGCAACGCCUUCUUGGAUACACUGGCCACCCACCGUGCAAACCUAGGUGACGCGGCCGUGUCCUUCCAGUGGACCUCUUGGCGCGGCCUGGGUAUGGGUGCCAGCACAGACUUUAUCAACGCUGAGUUGGAAUCCAAGGGAAUCACUGACGUGACUCGCGAUGAGGCUUUCGCUGCCUGGCAACAUCUCGCCAAGUAUGAUAUGGACCACGGAGUUGUUCUGCGAAGUCGCGCCUUCGAGGAUGGGGAGCCGGUGCCGGUCGCCAUCCUUAAUGAUAUCGCGGUGCGACGCGUGGGCGCGGUAUCUGGCUCCGCGCCGGUCGCUGGAGGUUCCAGUGGUGGCGAGGCAGUGCCUACAUCAGGACCCGAGCUCAAGACCUAUCUGGAUGAGAAGAUCCGUGGCUGUGUGGGCAAGGUGUUGCAGAUGGCAGCUGAGGAUGUGGAUUCGAAGGCCGCCCUUGCUGAUCUUGGCGUGGACUCAGUCAUGACAGUCACUCUGCGUCGCGUGCUGCAACAGACACUGAAGAUCGCAGUGCCCCCAACUCUGACCUGGAGUCAUCCUACUGUCAGCCAUCUGGUGACGUGGUUUGCUGAGAAAAUUGGAAAUUGA